ACCAACACAAACAUUUAUCCCUCUAUCCAUCGGUUUUGUUCAAGUGUUGGUGAUUACCUCCGCCUCAAAAUGAGUCUACCAGCCCAAUUUCAACGAUAGAAACCCUCCGAAAUUUGAUUCGUGAUAUUUGGCUCGAUUGCAUGAACCGAUCGAUAAUGGAAAUCAAGCCCAUCGACAGGUUCAACAUUUGCUGUUCAUUAAAUGUACCAGAUGCCAAAUAUUGACGGCAGAAAUAAAUCGCUAAAAAAUCGUGAUGUAAACCUUUGAAAUUUGGCUUCCCCUCUCUUUAUCCGUUCCCCCUCCAAUUUGAACGUUUAUCUCUGAUAAAACGGUUUCUUUUCGAUGUAUUCACUCGACAAGUGGCUGUUUCAUACGUGGUAGAAGUUGCGUAGUCUCCCAGCAUGUCCGCCAGUCACAACUUGAACGCUGACGUGUAACAUUCCCCGAAGGAAGCACUAAACUCAAAGAUGUGGCGAGCGCUGUGGAUGCUUCUAGCCCUGGGCAUUGUCAUCGCCUCGGGAGAGACAACCGGCGACGCCGAAGACGCCAGUGUUGAGGUGGAUCCUAGCGAGAAUAUCGAUGUUAACAUUCCUGGAUUGGAUAAAAAAAUACCGUCCCCUGCGGAAUUACUGAAGAUGCUGGACUCGAUGGACUUGUCUGACGAGGAGAAGGAAAACAUACGCGAGAGUAUUAUGAGGAAUCCUGAGGGUCUGAAUAAUGCCGUCGGGGGUUCCGGGGGAUUCCUCUAUCAGGCACUUGUGCUCUUGUCGCUGCUCAGUGUGCUGGCACUUAUUUUUGGGUUCUUCGGGUACAAACUGUACAAGAGUCUUGUCGCAAAGGAGCUCAAACGCGAGAUGAAGAGGAAGCAGAAGGAGAUGAAGAAGAAAAAGUGAGGGCUUUGUUCUUGUUGAUUUCAUUCCAGAGAUAUUUUUGUACCUUCAUGAGGAGAUAAUUAAUUGAGAAUUGUGGAGACUGUUAUUUGUACAGGGAGAUUUUUGAAGAGAGCAUUAAAAGAUUAUUUGUUAUUAAGGAUUA
Messenger RNA from Diachasma alloeum, 1035 nucleotides. RefSeq lists its product as uncharacterized. The record is from RefSeq and is a predicted model, not a curated record. Bases 468 to 893 code for a protein of 141 amino acids. Lineage: Eukaryota; Metazoa; Arthropoda; Insecta; Hymenoptera; Braconidae. The transcript is spliced from 4 exons.